AUGGAAGAAAAUAUUGAACAAGAAGAAACAAUUCGACGUCAAUGGUGGAGAAAAUAUAAUGAAAUAAAACAAUAUUUACCAUAUGGAACUAAUUUAAUAUUAGCUUGGCAACAAUGGGAUUAUAUGAAUAGAUCGAAUUUAUUAAAAGAAUUUAUCCUUUAUGAAAAAAGAAAAUAUACUCAAAGAUUAAAUAUAAAAUCAAAACAAAUCAAUGAUUUAGUCAAACUAAGCCAGAAUAUGAAUGAGCCAUUGCAUCGGCCAAUAAUGCUACCUGUUGAACCGACUGCUCGUCAUUUGCUUUAUCAUGGAGUAACACAAGAUAAUUCUAUAAUAGACUAUAGUACUGGACGGCAAACAUAUCUGAAGUUACGUAAACGAUUAGCACCAAAUGAAAAGUACUAUUAUCCGAUAACAUCAUCUAUGGAUAUUACUUGGUGUAUAGAAGAUUCCAAUACACGAAAUAAUGAUAAAAUGCAUAUAUAA
Messenger RNA from Rotaria sp. Silwood2, 483 nucleotides. The record is from the annotation of a GenBank genome assembly. Lineage: Eukaryota; Metazoa; Rotifera; Eurotatoria; Philodinida; Philodinidae.